This is a messenger RNA of Camellia sinensis, 948 nucleotides long. Lineage: Eukaryota; Viridiplantae; Streptophyta; Magnoliopsida; Ericales; Theaceae. The record is from RefSeq and is a predicted model, not a curated record.
AUUUUGUACUUUUUAAAUCUCAAAAUGAUAGCCAAACCAGGGUCAAGUUACCAACAUUCAUGCUUAGCCACUUCAAUUGUGAGUUAGUCUGAUCAUAAACAUCUCUCUCUCUCUCUCUCAUUUGGGUAUUCUACAAUAUGGAGAGAAGAAUUUGCUCGUUUUUAAUAGCUACCCUGCAUAUAAUGAGCUGGGUAUUUUCAAGCUGUCCAUUUGCAGCGUGUGAUAGUUCUCAUGAAGAAGGGUAUAUCUUCCACUCCCCACAAAUUGUGUUCGAGUCAAAAAAGGGUCCUGAAAGCAUGGAAAGAGUUCAUAGGAACGAGGAGGCACAUAAAGGUGUGAGCAGCCUAGGGCUUGGGUCAAGCCCACCAAAGUGUGAGCACAAGUGUAGAGGUUGCAAACCAUGUAAUGCCAUUCAGGUCCCAACAACCACUGAUCAUUUGGGCCUCCACUAUGCAAAUUAUGAGCCUGAGGGAUGGAAAUGCAAGUGUGGCACUUCUUUCUUUAACCCAUAAAAUCUCACCAAACCAUAAUAGAGAAGUAAUUCUAAGAAAAUGUGUUUUUUUUUUUUUUACCAAGAAAAUGUGUAUUUUUGAUGGGGUUGUUCAUAGUUGGCUAGAACAUGGAGUUUAUGAGCUUUGAAGGACUUCCACUUUGAUUUUUUUUUUUUCCCCUUCAAUUCAUCAAAUUGCACAAGUUUAAACUAACAAUUUUGAAUAUUAGAAAACAAGAGUGGCAACUUCAUGGAAAAGACAUUAGGAUUAAUCUUUUAGAUGAGUUUCAGUGGUUAAAUCUGGAUGUGUGCUUGAGAUUUUGGAUUUCAAUACAAGGGCUGCCAUUUUAUACAAAUUAUGUCAAAGGUUAAAUAUAUAUGCAAAUCACCCCCUUCAUCAGAUAAUUUCAAUCGCACAUCACAAAUAUUCUCAGUUCACACCAUUUAUUUGUGGGAAU